This is a messenger RNA of Neoarius graeffei (lesser salmon catfish), 3247 nucleotides long. RefSeq names its product coiled-coil domain containing 6a (gene ccdc6a). The record is from RefSeq and is a predicted model, not a curated record. The coding region runs from base 60 to 1436 and encodes 458 amino acids. NCBI's taxonomy places the organism in Eukaryota, Metazoa, Chordata, Actinopteri, Siluriformes, Ariidae. The transcript has 9 exons.
UCCCUGGCGUUCCGUGGCAGUGCUGUGUGGGGAGCCGCGGCAGUGCUCGGGGUGCAGUCAUGGCGGACAGUGCCAGCGAGAGCGACACUGACGGAGCGGGGAGCAGUAGCUCGGCCACGCCGCUUUCCUCUUCUUCCUCUAUCGCCGCUGCUCCAGCGCCGACCACAGCCCGGGACGGCAAGCAGGGCGUGUUUAUCUCGGCGUUCCGGCUGGAGGAGCUGACGAACCGGCUGGCGUCCCUGCAGCAGGAGAACAAAGUGCUGAAGAUCGAGCUGGAGACGCUCCGGCUGAAAUGCAAGUGUCUGCAGGAGGAGAACCGCGACCUGCGCAGGGCCAGCGUCACUAUCCAAGCAAGAGCAGAGCAAGAGGAGGAGUUCAUCUCCAACACCUUGUUUAAGAAGAUCCAGGCUCUGCAGAAAGAGAAGGAGGCGCUCGCCGUGAACUAUGAGAAAGAGGAGGAGUUCCUUACUAACGACCUGUCCCGGAAACUCAUGCAGCUCCAGCAUGAGAAAGCAGAGUUGGAGCAGCACUUGGAGCAGGAGCAAGAGUUUCAAGUCAACAAGCUCAUGAAGAAGAUCAAGAAGCUGGAGAACGACACCAUCACCAAGCAGCUGACCUUAGAGCAGCUGCGUCGUGAGAAGAUCGACCUGGAGAACACACUGGAGCAGGAGCAGGAGGCGCUGGUCAACCGGCUUUGGAAGCGCAUGGACAAGCUGGAGGCUGAGAAAAGGAUCCUGCAGGAGAAGCUGGACCAGCCGGUGUCGGCCCCGCCCUCUCCGCGGGAUAUUUCCAUGGAGAUCGACUCCCCUGAGAACAUGAUGCGGCACAUCCGCUUCCUGAAGAGCGAAGUGGAGAGGCUGAAGCGCAGCCUGCGCACCACCGAGCUGCAGCACACGGAGAAACGAGCGCAGUACAUCGAGGAGGAGCGACAGAUGCGGGAGGAAAACAUGCGCCUGCAGAGGAAGCUGCAGCGGGAGAUGGAGAGGAGAGAAGCUCUGUGCAGGCAGCUGAGCGAGAGUGAGAGCAGUUUGGAGAUGGACGAUGAGAGGUAUUUUAACGAGAUGUCUGCUCAGGGACUGAGAGCUCGUACCGUGUCCAGUCCCACCCCCUACACUCCCUCCCCAUCCUCCAGCCGCCCCAUCUCACCAGGUUUGUCGUACGCCAGUCACACUGUGGGCUUCACACCUCCAGCCACGCUGAGCCGAGCCCCACACACACACUACACUCCCCCAGGACUGCACGUCCACCCUGGACCCUCCCACGGCGUUCAGAGGCCGUCCCCCAGGAGAAGCAGCAGUCCGGAUAAGUUUAAGCGCCCGACUCCUCCUCCUUCCCCAAACACACACUCAGGAGUGCAGCAGCAGCCUCCUCCUCCACCCCCGCCAGCGCAGCCAGCGGCUCCAUCCAGCUCCUCGCUCCCUCCUGCUCAGCCUUAACGCAUGCACCACAACCACAGCGCGCGAGGCUACAACACACAGCGAUUCAACAAUCUGCGAAGAGGAACAGUUGGACUGGGAAGUUUUCACAAGACAGGUUUUGUUUUGUGAACUGACCGAGCGGCGGCCAUGUCUCCAAACGUGUCGUGCGUUUUGAUUUCGAACGAAUGACGGUAUAAAUUUAAGUUGCUUUCUGGCACUGAUCCUCGUUUCCUUUGGUUGCUUAAACGUUAGUAAUGAGGCUAAUUACCAAAUUACUUUCAGCUAAACAAAGAACAUGAAUGUUCCAACUCGAACAAAACACUUCAGUGUAAAGAGCGACGAAAAAGAAAACGUGAUGCCGGUGUUUCAAGAAGGAGGAAGUCGUUGUAUAGCACAGCUGAUAUGAUGAACCCUUGUGCAAGUUUUUUUUUUUUUUUAAAUGGUGUUUGUGUCGAUAAAAAUUGUGUAAAGUAAAAAAACAGGGCAGAAAUAAGACUUUAAACAGCAUUUGUUGCAUAUUUUGCAUGUGUACAUAAUGAGUGCUGUGUGCGCGCGCUGGUUUCUGGAAUUCGCCCUUUUACACUGAUCUGAGGCCAGUUUUGCACCGUUAAAGAAACAGUUUGUGGAAAAACAUCUUCACCUGAGACGACCUUAGUGUCUGCAGUGUCUAGUAGGGUUUUCUUUCCAUUAAAGCAGCAAUGCAUUUUUAAAGGAUGUCAGCUUAGCCGAGCAUUGGCUUUAUUUAGAGUAAGAAAACCGGAUUUGACCGAAAUGUACUCAUUUUACAAUUCUGAGAUUAUAAUCAUGUUGUUUCUACGCAGCAGACGACAACCAAUUUAAUCUUACUGCACCAAAAUGCUCAAAUCAUAAAUUGGUUAAACUACCAGGCAAGUAAAAUCCUCAAUUUGGUUUCCUGAAAUGUAAUUAAUGCCAGCGAAGCCAAACCGAGAACUAAAUAUGCCAGAUAUGAUCUCAUAGCCAUCAGAAAUUCAUUUAAUUUUUAUGAGCUCCGGGUUUCUACCUCAACAUCGCACAUAAAAAAAAAAAAAAAACCUCUGUGCCAGCAUCUUUGCUUUCUCUCUGUUUAAACUACUAUUGCCUCCUGAUUUACGUGAGGUGUGUCAGAAGGUUGAGAGUUCAAAUCCCAACAAUGCCGCAGCCAUCCAAAAUAUUCCGUGUUCUCUUGUGAGUCGCAGCAGCAACAACCAAUAGCAUCUGUGAGCUUGUGUAUGUGGAAGAGGGCAGAGAGCACUUUCCUCGGAGUGAUUCAGCAUACACAGGUCAAAAAGAUGCGGUUGUUUGCCUUUACAUGUCUCAAUUAAGUUGACUUGUCAGGUUUUUGUCUUUCUCUGGUUGUUUGCUAGUUUCUUUACUCCUGCUGCAAUUAAAUUAUUUGCAGAAGGCAAAGUGAAUAUUGGUGAAUAAUAACCGAGACUAAGUCACGGUCAAUAUUUUGUUAUUCCACGAAAUCGAGUCAUACAUGAGCUGAUGGCCAACGAGGCACGUAGUACCGAGUUGGCUAUAAGCCAUGUAUGAUGAGAUUGAGUCGAAUCAUUUUUUUUUUAAAAUCCACAUUCACUGGAUUUUAAGAAAUGCAGCCUUUUUUUUUUUUUUUUUUUUUUUUUUACAAAUUCGAUAAAUAAAAACUUUUAUCCAAAACAUCUGACAAAAUAAUUUCCGCUUAGAAUGUAAACAAACCAGCGAAAUGACAGGAGCAAUUUGUGAAAAAUGCGAUAAUUCUUGAAAAAUAAGAUGUUCUUGCUAUCAAAUACUUUUAUUCCGUAUUUGGUUGCGCUUUUGUAAUUUUUUUUUGGGGGGGGGGGGGGGGG